This is a messenger RNA of Cooperia oncophora, 447 nucleotides long. Lineage: Eukaryota; Metazoa; Nematoda; Chromadorea; Rhabditida; Trichostrongylidae. The record is from the annotation of a GenBank genome assembly.
GUUCAGGAAUCAAUCUUAUCCGCCUGAAGAUGCGCUCGAUAGUUAUCAUUACUCUGGUAUUUGUGCCAGUAUGCGAUGGUUUAUUUGGUUUGGGCUUCAAGCGAACCGUCUCUGCUUCUGGGAAGCUUAUGUGUCACGAAUAUCCAGCUACGAACACCACAAUAUACUUGGAAGACAUUGGAAUCAUUUUCAACAGCAAAAUCGGCGAGACGAAAACUGACUCCAAAGGUUUGUUCAACCUGACCGCUUCGUAUCGGAAGAUACUUUCCCUUCACCCACAGCUAACUUUUCGUCACACCUGUCAUAAUGAGAAAGAUGGUAAAUCGAAAUGCUACAAGAAAAGAUCGAUCAAAAUUCCAUCCAAGUUUGUCGGUAAGGAUAAGAAGUUUGAUGCAGGGACCAUCGACUUGUCGAAGAAAGUCGAAAAUGAAAUAACCGUCUGCCCUU